AAUAAUUGACACGAUCACCAGCCAACUGCGUAGAAUCGCAUUGAAUUUACACCACAGUACUCCACCAGCCGCCCGACAGUUCUAUGCUAGAGGUUAUGUCUAUUUCAACUCGCGGUUUCACUGUGUCCUGAUUUUCUCCCCCCGCUUCCGUGUACUUAUCUCGCUUUUCCUUAAAUAUGCACAGCGCUUUGUGAAAGCCAGACGCCGCUACAAGGUUCCCCGUGGUUGUGGAGGCGAUGCUGGGGGGCGGGCGAAGAGUGUUGCCCCUUUAAGGUGGGAGUCGAAUAAGGCAGCCCUGCUCACUGCCGUGUGAUUGACAGUGGAAUCGUUACCGGGUGCCUCCUUCUGCAGUUCCUCAGCUUCCAUCUCUCUCUCUCUCUUUCUAUUAAGAGCUCAGCAACUUUAAAGAAGGGAUGCAGGCUCGGGCGGACUAAAAUGGCUCUCCAUCGAUGGAUUUAUCCUUUACUCCACUUCAUCCUCGCCAGCAAUGCUGUCCGGAAUUAUCCAGCCAACGAGGUUACCCUGUUGGACUCUAUGUCAGCUCCUGGAGACUUGGGCUGGGUGGCAUAUCCUCCAGAAGGGUGGGAAGAGAUCAGUGUUAUGGACGAGAGAAACACACCAAUGCGAACAUACCAGGUGUGUAAUGUCAUGGAAGCCUAUCAGAACAAUUGGCUGCGGACUAGUUGGAUUCCUCGUGAUGGUGCCCAUCGGAUCUAUAUUGAGAUAAAAUUUACUCUCCGAGACUGCAACAGCCUGCCGGGUGUCCCUGGAACAUGCAAAGAGACCUUCAACAUCUACUACUAUGAAUCCAACAACAACAACUUGUGGUACAUUAAAGAAAGCCAGUAUAUAAAGAUUGACACCAUUGCUGCAGAUGAGAGCUUCACCCAAGUGGAUGUAGGAGACAGGGUGAUGAAAUUAAACACUGAGGUACGGGACAUUGGAUCAGUGACUAAGAAAGGCUUUUACCUGGCCUUUCAGGACGUGGGUGCCUGCAUUGCUUUGGUAUCAGUGCGGGUCUACUACAAGAAGUGUCCAUUAACAAUCCGUAACCUGGCAGAGUUUCCAGAUCGAGUGACUGAAGGAGACUCUUCCUUGGUGGAGGUCCGUGGCUCGUGUGUGAAUAAUUCUGAGGAGUAUGACGUGCCUAAGAUGCACUGUAGUGCUGAUGGUGGAUGGCUGGUCCCUAUUGGAAGAUGCGUCUGUAAACCAGGAUAUGAGGAGAAGAGGGAUAUCUGCCAACCCUGCCGGCCUGGUUUUUACAAGGCUUCCUCCAUGGAUGCAUACUGCAUGAAGUGCCCACCUCAUAGCUACUCGCCUCAAGAGAGCUCAUCCCAAUGUACCUGUGAAAAAAGUUACGACAGAGCAGAUUCGGAUCCCAGGGCAAUGCCGUGUACAAAGCCUCCAACGCCACCAGAAAACCCCAUAUCCACAACAAAUGAGACUUCUCUCAUCCUAGAAUGGAGCCCGCCCAGGGACAGUGGUGGCAGGAAUGAUCUUACCUACAACAUACACUGCCGCAUGUGCGUGGGGGACAACAGGAAGUGUAGCGUCUGUGGGAGCAGCCUUCGUUUCAUCCCCCAACAGUUUGGAUUAACGUACACCAAAGUCCUUGUUACAGAUCUGCUGCCUCAUACCAACUACACCUUCGAUCUUGAGGCUGUGAAUGGGGUAUCUGAGUUGAGCCCCAACCCAAAGCAGUAUGUCUCUGUCAAUGUCAUGACCAGCCAGGCAGUAAACGUGAUUGUGAAGGAGAGGAAAAGCAAGGAUAGCAUCACUCUUGCUUGGCAAGAACCAGACCGUGCCAAUGGUGUCAUUGUGGAAUACGAGAUUAUCUACUAUGAAAAGAACCAAAGGGACCAGAAUUACACCGUUUUAAAAACAAAGUCCAACAGUAUGACAGUAGAUGGGCUGAAACCAGGGACAACGUACGUGUUCCGGGUCAGAGCGCACACCAGCGGGGGACGUGGGACUUACGGUGGUGAAAUUGAGCUGGAGACCAGUCAAGAAGACAUGCUUGCUAUUGAUGAUCCAAACCAACCCACCAUCAUGGCUGUCUCUGUGGCUGGCGGGAUAGUCCUCCUGAUAUUCCUUGUUACUUGCUUUGUUGUUAGUGGAAGGCACUGUGGAUACAUCAAAGCAAAGCAAGACCCAGACGAGGAAAAAUUGCAGUUCCAUCAUGGGCAAGCCUGUGCUUCCAUAGUUAGGUUGCCUGGGAAUAGAACCUACAUUCAUCCACAUACCUACGAGGAUCCCAAUCAAGCCGUGCGAGACUUUGCAAAGGAAAUCGAUGCAUCCUGCAUUCGGAUUGAAAGAGUCAUAGGUGGUGGUGAAUUUGGGGAGGUUUGCAGUGGCUGCCUGAAGUUACCUGGGAAGAGAGAAAUCUAUGUCGCCAUCAAAAGCUUGAAAGCUGGUUAUUCGGAGAAGCAGCGCAGGGACUUCCUGAGCGAAGCCAGCAUCAUGGGACAGUUUGACAACCCCAACAUAAUCCGCCUCGAAGGAGUGGUUACAAAAUGCAAACCUGUAAUGAUAAUAACCGAGUACAUGGAAAAUGGAUCGCUCGACUCAUUUCUGAGGAAGCAUGAUGGACAAUACACAGUCAUUCAGCUGGUUGGAAUGCUCAGAGGAAUUGCCUCCGGGAUGAAAUAUCUUUCAGAUAUGAACUAUAUACACCGAGACCUGGCAGCCAGAAACAUACUAGUGAACAGCAACUUUGUCUGCAAGGUGUCCGAUUUUGGUUUGUCACGAGUGCUGGAGGACGACCCAGAAGCUGCCUAUACAACCAGGGGAGGAAAGAUCCCCAUCCGAUGGACAGCUCCAGAGGCCAUUGCCUAUCGCAAGUUCACUUCAGCCAGUGAUGUGUGGAGUUAUGGGAUUGUCAUGUGGGAAGUUAUGUCAUACGGAGAGCGGCCGUAUUGGGAAAUGUCCAAUCAGGAUGUGAUUAAAGCAAUUGAUGAAGGAUACCGCUUGCCGGCACCCAUGGAUUGUCCUGCUGUGCUUCACCAGUUGAUGUUAGAUUGCUGGCAGAAAGCACGCGGAGAUAGACCAAAGUUUGGCCAGAUUGUGAACAUUCUCGACAAGCUGAUACGAAAUCCCAGUUGUCUCAGAACGUUAGCCAAUGAUGCAGCUUGGUCAGGCAGCAUUUUGCAGGAUCCAUGCACUCCGGACACUUCCAAUAUCACAACAGUAGAUGAAUGGCUGGAUGGUAUCAAAAUGGGACAAUACAAAGAUAAUUUCUCAUCAGCUGGUUAUGGCACACUGGACACUGUUGUGUAUAUAAACAGCAGUGACCUCUGCAGAAUCGGAGUGACGUUAGCUGGGCAUCAGAAGCGGAUCCUCUGGAGCAUUCAGAACCUUUUCACCAUGGCCAACCAGAUACAUGGAACACACAUUCACGUAUAACAAAUUCACUGCAGCAAAACAGCGUGGUUGGACUGUGAGGUGAGAGAGAGAGAGGAGAAAAAAAACAAAGAAAGCUACUGAAUGCCCUGCUUCCUUCCUCCGAAUAACAGCUUCUUUAAUCACUAGUGAGGAGAGAACAGCCUUUCUUCAAAAACACACACCCGGCAUUCAUUCAGCAUGCAAUCGGCAAUCCUUGCGGCAAAGUAAUUAUCGGCACAUCUCAUUCAAGCUUUGCAAAUAAGAUAAGACCGUGUGGAAAAGUCAGUUUGAUUCAUUACAGAGAAAAAUGGUAGCUUCUUAAACAUAGAUUUGCUUUGCUCUACAGAUGAUGCUUUACAAUAGCCAUCAUGUCCUUUGUUUUCAAAAAAAAUCUGAAUCACUGUGGUUACUGUUAAAAAAAAAAGCAUUACUGGUUUGAGGGCAAUUACUAGCCCAGGAGCUGCUAAUCUAACAAGUCUUUCCUUGACUAUGUCUUUUCUAUGCCACACACAGAAUUGGGAGUAAGAUGUAGUUCCUGCCUUGAACAAAGCUUAAAAGAAUCCCCAUGGGCCAACUAAAUGAACCGAAGAUGGAAUCAGAUGCCCAUGCUGAAGUAGAUCAAAAUUUGGACUUAUUCAGGGCUUUGUUUUCUAAAUUAAGAUGAUGUCUUAAUUUUGUCAUAUUGAAGAUAAGUACGAGUGAAUGGAGUAGGAAACAAUAAGGUCGAAUUAACCGAGAAUUAUCGCUGUGCUAAUUCCAAGCACAGAUUUUAAAAAGGCAUAUUUAUGUUUGGUUGAACAUGCCCAAAUCUCAUGAAUUAAACAGCUUUCAUUAACUGAGCCAGGUGGAAGGCGAGUGCAUUGUUAACCACUAGUUACUAAAGAGGAACACCCAUCUUACAUGAUGAACACACAAUGAAACCAAUUUGGAAUUUAAAUCAAGAUCCAAACUUAAAUUAUAAAAUAGAGUUUGGAUUCCAGAUUCAUGAAAUGGAGGUCCUUCUCACUAAUCUGAGCUGAAUAGACUGGAACACAAAGUGGCCGAGGAGGGGGAGCCAUGAAAUUUUGCAAGCACGAGUCAGAAUCUGUUGAUGUACAGAUGUUGAAGAAACUAAAAGAAUAGUUUAGUAACUUUGGAUUUGAACUUUGAUUUUAUGUCACAAAAAAGUGAUUUCUCCAGAAAGAAAUCAACUUAUUUUGCUGUCAAUUGCAGCACCAGCAAUGCCAUUUGAUUGGAACACGAGACUUCAAAUGGUUUAUUUUAGUUUAGUUUAGAGAUACAGCAUGGAAACAGGCUUUUCGGCCUACAGAGUCUGCGCCAACCAGCGAUUCCCACGCAUUAACACUAUCCUAC
Messenger RNA from Amblyraja radiata (thorny skate), 4734 nucleotides. Its product is annotated as ephrin type-A receptor 3-like. Lineage: Eukaryota; Metazoa; Chordata; Chondrichthyes; Rajiformes; Rajidae. Gene Ontology annotation, cellular component: dendrite; plasma membrane. The record is from RefSeq and is a predicted model, not a curated record. The coding region runs from base 436 to 3402 and encodes 988 amino acids. Gene Ontology annotation, biological process: protein phosphorylation; ephrin receptor signaling pathway; axon guidance. The transcript is spliced from 17 exons. Gene Ontology annotation, molecular function: protein binding; transmembrane-ephrin receptor activity; ATP binding.